Gigantopelta aegis is the source of this 4234-nucleotide messenger RNA. Its product is annotated as RNA-binding protein MEX3B-like. Bases 178 to 1962 code for a protein of 594 amino acids. The transcript is spliced from 2 exons. The record is from RefSeq and is a predicted model, not a curated record. Gene Ontology annotation, molecular function: RNA binding. Lineage: Eukaryota; Metazoa; Mollusca; Gastropoda; Neomphalida; Peltospiridae.
AGCCUAGCCAUAUUGCUUUUGUGCAUUGUGAGAUACGGAAGAAAACGUUGAGGCUUUGUUCGCCUCACUCCGUGCAUUUUGGCGGAGGCACGAGGGAAACGAGCAUCUAUAUAUCAACUCGCCUCAUGAAUUUUCGCAUUUCUUUUCACGGAUGUACCGGACGAACGUAGCAGUGUAAUGCCAGCUAAUAUUUACGCCGAUAUGAAUGCCAACAGUGGCGGCGGUUUAGAGGACCAACGCGCUUUGCAGUUGGCAUUUGAGCUAUCGCUACUAGGACUAAAUGGAGAUGACGAUGCACCCACCACGUCUAGCCCCCCUCACUCUAACUCCCCCACGUCUUUGGAGGAUGCGGCAGCACGGAAACGGAGCGCCAACAUGACCGAAUGUGUUCCCGUGCCUAGUUCGGAACAUGUAGCCGAAAUAGUCGGACGCCAAGGUUGCAAAAUAAAAGCUCUGCGAGCCAAGACGAACACGUACAUCAAGACGCCGGUGCGAGGGGAGGAGCCGGUGUUCGUGGUGACUGGCAGGAAGGAGGACGUCUGCGCGGCCAAGAAGGAGAUUCUGUCGGCCGCCGAGCAUUUCAGCCAGAUUCGCGCGUCGCGGAGGAACAGUAGUGUGUCGAGCGUCGGUUCGAACAACAGCACGGGACUCGCGCCCGGCCCGCCCAGUCCCAACGCCCCUGGGCAGGUGACCAUACAAGUGCGAGUUCCUUACCGUGUGGUCGGGCUGGUGGUCGGGCCGAAAGGGGCGACAAUUAAACGAAUACAGCAACAGACUCACACGUACAUAGUGACCCCUAGUCGAGACAAAGAACCAGUAUUCGAAGUGACGGGCCUGCCGGAGAAUGUCGAGCGGUCCCGACAGGAAAUCGAGAGCCACAUAGCAACGCGCACGGGAGGGCUGGUAGACACGGCGUCGCUGCCGCCCAACGCUAACGCCGAUGAGUUCCACAGUAACGGGCUCGACUCCGGGUUCCACGAACUGAACGGCGGAGACUUCAUGGGCUCCAUGGGCUCCAUCUACAAACCACAGUCGUCGUCGUCGUCGUCGAACUCGGCGUUCACUUCCUACGGCAGCGGCUCCGUGACCACCACCAGCAACGGCAUCCGGCGCGUGCAGGAGCCGACGAUCUUCAACUUCCCGCCUGUGAGCAGCAACGGCAGCUCGAACAAGAUGGCCGAGUUCACGAACCCCAUCUCGAACGGUUUCGGAAACAGCUUCAGUGCGUUCGGAGUGUACGAGAACAACGACGAGGGCAUCGGGUCACCCUCCUUCGACCCCAUCCCCCCAUCUCCUUCCAUGUGGCCGGACUUUAGCGACAACCACAACCAUCUAGUCUCUCUGUUCGGUAGUAGUGCUAACAACGGCAACGUCAGCGGCAACUCGCCGCCGUGCCACAGCAACAGCAGCAGCAGUCCGCGCCGCAGCAGCAGCUUCGCCGGCGGAUCGUCCCGAAUAUCGCCGCCGAUGCUGGACAACGGCAGCUGCCGAAGCGCUAGUCCCUUAAGCAAUACGAACCUGUCGACGGGCACGACGUCGCCGGGAGACCACCCCCUGGUGCGUCGCAUCCGCAGCGACCCGCUCACCAACGGCAUGAACGGUUUCUCGUCGGCGGCGUCCAUGAUGGGCGGCUGUUACACGACGAACGGCGUCAACGGCAUGUCGUCGACGUCGAGCGGGUCACCGACGAGCUGCAGCCCCGGGACGACGAGUCCCAUCCCCAACUUGUCCAGCGAUGCAAUCGGGUGCAGCGGCAACGUCAACGUCGUCGGCGGCCUCGCCCGACCACGAAAACAUUGCAUGAUCUGUUCGGAAAGCAACGUCGUGGCGGCACUCGUGCCUUGCGGCCAUAACCUGUUCUGUAUGGAGUGCGCGGGCCUCAUCAUGGGGCGACCGGCCAGUGACAGGUUCUGCCCUGUGUGUCAGCAAACACCAACUCAGGCAAUCCGUAUAUUUUCUUGAUUUAUUUUACCCAUCCACCUCUCCCCCACCCCCACCCCACUGUUUUAUUUUAUUAAUUGCCAAUGAUACUCCAAAAACCUUUUUUUUCUAAUAGCGCCCCCCCCCCCCCCCCCCCCCUUCGUUAUUUUUUUCUUCUGUAUCGUGUUUUUUGUCGUAUUUUCAGAAGUUAUGAGAUUACCGUGUCAGCUACAUACUUAUUGAUUUGUAUGAAUGGUACUAUUAUUAAUUAUUAUAUUAUUAUUAUUAUAAUAUAUGUGUUUAUUAAAUUAUAAUAUAAACUAUUCGAGGGUGUUUUCGACCGAAAUUGAAGGAUUUCAAAGAUGGAAUUGCUACUACCUAAUAGCAUAAUCAUUAACCUUUGUCAUAUUUUCAAACUUAUUACGGUGACCUGUUUGAGCCAAAAGGUGUUACCGCUAUUUUUGCCAAAAUUGAGUUACGUUUGCACACUGAAAUGAUGAAUGUCAUUCUGUCUUAUAUUGAAUUUUCCUAAAUUUUCCUGUGAAUAUUCAAUUGCACAAUGUAUUUUGUAGAAAACUACUAUCUGUAUAAUAUAAGUUGUACCUAAACUUACUUGUGAAUAUUCUAUUGCACUUUUUCUUUGAAGAAGAAGAAAGCUACUAUCUGUAUAAUAUAAGUUGUGCCAGCAAGACGGUGUUAUAUUUAUGUAGCAAACGCUGAAACAAAAAUUGAAGAUGGCACCUUUUGGCUCUAAUAAUUCAAUUUAAAUAUUCUAAAUAUACUGAGGGACAAAAACGAAAACGCGAGGUGCAGAAUAAUAAAAUGUGUUUCAGAGAGCGACAUGGAAUAGAACAAUUGAAUUUUCUGUUUUCAAGCUGACGGAUAUUUAAACGAAGAGAUUUUCUUUUUUAAUUCAUAUGAUAUUUUAUACGUUGCACCAUAGGGAGUACUUACAGAUUAUUUGUAUUUAUUUGCCCGCGUUUUGUUUGUCAUUCAGUGUAUCUUUACUCCUUUACUACGCUAAACCGUCUGAUUCACGAUUCUUUGGUCAAACCGUACGUGCAGCUUUUAUUGUCUUCCACCGAGAUCUGAGUUAGCCUUCUUCCAUACGAGAUCUGAGUUUAGCCUACGCUAACGUCAUUUUGAUCGCUAACACAAGUCUAAAUAAAAUUUUGUAUUUUUAAAAUUGUUCUUUGUGCGUUCUGGAGAUUUCGAUCGAAUACAGCCUGGAAAUAUAUAAUAUAAGCAAGCUACACAAAUGUGCGUUUAUUGAAAAGUAUUAUAUUAUACUUGUAAGAGUAUUUUAUUAUUUGAAUAUAUAUUUGUUCAGUGUUCAGAAAAAAAACACUUAAAGAUGUUCUAUAUGUGACUGUUGUGACGUCACGCUGGGAUCGCUUGAAAUGUCGUUCGGGAAUUCUCGGAUAUGUUCGUGAAACUCCGACAAACUCCGGCCACCGAAAGUGAUUUUGCUUUUAACAGAAGCCAUAUUGAAAAUGGAGAUGGAAUCGUGAAAGUUAAUUGUGGAUGGGUUAUUUGACUAGAAUCUCGGUAAUGACACAACUUGCCAGUGUUCCUCAGGGCGUUUGCUAUCGCUUCUUAAUUAAAUAAUGAUGCAUAAUUUUUUAUUAUUUCUUCCGAAGUAUGGCAUACAGGGGGGCGGGCGGUCGGACGGUCGGACGCACAUAUCUGAGCAUUCUCGCAUAUUUAAUGUCUGUUGUUUAUUAAUGUUACUACGGAUGACGUCCGUUGCCAUAGAGAUGCAAUUAACUUUGUUUAUUGUUUGUAUAUUAAUAUGUUCGAGGACAAAAAUGCGGCAUACAAUUGCGAAAAAAAGUUUCUGUUCUUUAUUAUUAUUUUUUUUAACGAACUAUAUUUUACCCAGCUGGCAAAGUAUUUUUUAGUCUGUGGAAGAAAGUGAGAUGAAAAUAGAAUUUAUUUUAUCAAUAUUGUCACGUGCCCAGGUUGGGCUUAAAUGUUUAUGAUACUUGAAUGUUUAUGCUUUUUCUUAAAAAAUAUAUUAUAUAUAAAUUAUAUAUUAUAUAUUAUUUGUAUAAAUAGAUGUACUACAAAGACAAAACCUAAGUUGUUGCACACAUCCAGCUAUAGUUUAGAAUUUUCUAUUUUAAUAUUAUUUACCAUUCUGUGUGUAUAUUGUAGAAUGACUACAAAGGUUUGUAACACGUAAAAAAGUACAUGAAGAUAUUUUUAUUUUACUGGCCCAAGAGGUCGUUACCAAUAUUAUAUUUGCUGAACUUCAGAAUUAUAAAGAUGUAAGAGUUUUAUUUUUCUGCCAUUAAAGUCAUGUUCAAGGUGA